AGGCCUGCUAAUGUUGAUGUGAAUCAUGUCAAGGCCAAUGGGACUCUUAUGGCUGCCUUUGAUCUUUACUCCAGUUUGUGUCAUGUUGAAUUCUAAUUUCCUCCUCUGGAUAACUGCUCUAGCAAUACGGUUUACACUUAUUGAUGGACAAGCACAAUACCCAGUUGUAACCACGAAUUAUGGCAAAAUACGUGGUGUAAGAACACCCUUGCCCAAUGAAAUCCUUGGCCCUGUGGAGCAAUACUUGGGAGUUCCUUAUGCUUCUCCUCCAACUGGAGAGAGACGAUUCCAGCCCCCGGAACCCCCCUCAUCCUGGACCGGUGUGCGGAAUGCCACACAAUUUGCUCCUGUUUGCCCACAGUACCUGGAUGAGAGAUCUCUGCUCAAUGAUAUGCUGCCUGUUUGGUUUACUGCUAACUUGGAUACUGUGGUGACAUAUGUUCAGGAUCAAAAUGAAGACUGUCUGUAUCUGAACAUCUAUGUACCCACUGAGGAUGGAGCCAACACAAAGAAAAGCGCAGAUGAUAUAACCAGUAAUGAUCGUGGGGAAGAUGAAGAUAUACAUGAUCAGAACAACAAGAAGCCAGUUAUGGUCUAUAUCCAUGGGGGAUCAUACAUGGAAGGAACAGGAAACAUGGUUGAUGGCAGCAUACUUGCAAGUUACGGAAAUGUCAUUGUUAUCACCAUCAACUACAGGCUAGGGGUUCUAGGUUUUCUAAGCACUGGAGACCAAGCUGCAAAAGGCAAUUACGGAUUGCUUGACCAAAUUCAGGCGUUGCGAUGGAUUGAAGAAAAUAUUGGAUCUUUUGGAGGAGACCCCAAAAGAGUUACCAUCUUUGGAUCAGGGGCAGGUGCAUCCUGUGUUAGUCUGCUGACACUGUCUCACUAUUCAGAAGGUCUGUUCCAAAAGGCAAUCAUACAAAGUGGAACUGCCCUGUCCAGCUGGGCUGUGAACUAUCAACCUGCCAAAUACACGGCAAUUUUGGCAGAAAAAGUGGGCUGCAACAUGUUGGAUACGACAGACCUAGUUGAAUGCUUUCGGAAUAAGAACUACAAAGAACUCAUUCAACAGACUAUCACUCCAGCCACAUACCAUAUUGCCUUUGGGCCUGUGAUUGAUGGGGAUGUAAUUCCGGAUGACCCUCAGAUUCUGAUGGAACAGGGGGAAUUUCUCAACUAUGACAUAAUGCUAGGUGUAAACCAAGGGGAAGGCUUAAAGUUUGUGGAUGGCAUUGUGGAUAAUGAUGAUGGUGUCUCUCCAAAUGAUUUUGAUUUCUCAGUCUCCAAUUUUGUGGACAAUCUGUAUGGUUAUCCAGAAGGGAAAGAUACACUACGAGAGACCAUCAAGUUCAUGUACACAGACUGGGCAGAUAAGGAGAAUCCUGAAACGCGCAGGAAAACUUUGGUAGCGCUAUUUACUGACCAUCAGUGGGUUGCACCAGCUGUUGCCACAGCUGACCUGCAUGCACAAUAUGGCUCCCCAACAUAUUUCUAUGCAUUCUAUCACCAUUGCCAGAGUGAAAUGAAGCCCAACUGGGCUGAUUCAGCACAUGGUGAUGAAGUACCGUAUGUGUUUGGUAUCCCUAUGAUUGGCCCCACUGAAUUAUUUAACUGCAACUUCUCAAAGAAUGAUGUCAUGCUCAGUGCAGUUGUCAUGACAUAUUGGACAAACUUCGCCAAAACGGGGGAUCCAAAUCAACCAGUUCCCCAAGAUACAAAGUUUAUCCAUACGAAACCCAAUCGUUUUGAAGAAGUGGCCUGGUCUAAGUAUAAUCCAAAAGAUCAACUUUAUUUACACAUCGGCUUGAAACCCAGAGUUCGGGAUCAUUAUCGAGCAACAAAAGUUGCUUUCUGGCUAGAACUUGUACCACAUUUGCACAACCUGAAUGAAAUAUUUCAGUAUGUUUCCACAACAACAAAGGUGCCACCUCCAGAUAUGACAUCAUUUCCUUAUGUUACCAGGCGGUCACCUGGGAAGUUUGCCACAAAGCGUCCAUUAAUGACACCAAGCAACAAUCCAAAACAUUCAAAGGAUACACAGAAAACCUCCUCAGAGGAUACAAGUGUUCUGAUAGAAAACAAGAGAGAUUAUUCCACAGAGCUGAGUGUCACGAUUGCAGUAGGGGCAUCCUUGCUGUUCCUCAAUAUUUUGGCAUUUGCAGCAUUGUAUUACAAGAAAGACAAGCGGCGUCAUGAGACACACAGGCGUCCCAGUCCUCAACGGAACACUACCAACGAUAUCACCCACAUACAGAAUGAAGAAAUUAUGUCCCUGCAGAUGAAACAACUGGAGCAUGACCAUGAAUGUGAGUCUCUACAGGCACAUGACACCCUAAGACUCACCUGCCCACCUGAUUACACUCUCACCCUUAGAAGAUCACCAGAUGACAUUCCACUCAUGACACCCAACACCAUAACCAUGAUUCCAAAUACAUUAACAGGAAUGCAACCUUUGCAUACUUUCAACACUUUCAGCGGAGGACAAAAUAGUACUAAUUUGCCCCACGGACAUUCCACUACUAGGGUAUAGCUCUGUCAUUUGCCUCACUCACCCGAAGCCACCCGGAAGAUUAAAAAUAAGAAAAAUGGAAAAAAAAUUAAAAUCAUACACUCCAUCAUGCAACUUGUGAAAAAGGAAAAAAGGUGAAAGAGAAGGGCAAACUUAAUUUUCUUACUGAUAUUUUCCAUAGAAAUUCUGAUAUUAUAAAAGAUCAGCUUCAAACCCUGUGAAAUGUGAAAUAUGUACAUUGCUAUUAGGAUACUGCUUUAAUAUCUCAACCACUUUGAUUGAAAGUUAAAGUUGAGGCCUGAAGAAAGUCACUUAGGAAGGAUAUGUAUUGAGUGUAACGAACAGAAGCAGACACUUCUGGAACACAGAGCCAG
Messenger RNA from Eublepharis macularius, 2883 nucleotides. It is a transcript of the gene NLGN4X, whose product is annotated as neuroligin 4 X-linked. Bases 26 to 2530 code for a protein of 834 amino acids. The record is from RefSeq and is a predicted model, not a curated record. The transcript is spliced from 6 exons. Gene Ontology annotation, molecular function: signaling receptor activity; neurexin family protein binding. Gene Ontology annotation, cellular component: cell surface; postsynaptic specialization membrane; synapse. Gene Ontology annotation, biological process: modulation of chemical synaptic transmission; presynaptic membrane assembly; postsynaptic membrane assembly. Lineage: Eukaryota; Metazoa; Chordata; Lepidosauria; Squamata; Eublepharidae.